Molecule: messenger RNA, 513 nt
Organism: Lachancea nothofagi CBS 11611
Lineage: Eukaryota; Fungi; Ascomycota; Saccharomycetes; Saccharomycetales; Saccharomycetaceae
Source: the annotation of a GenBank genome assembly
AUGCUUGAUACCAUUGGAGGCGUCGAAACUACUGGUUAUAAGAAGUGUAAGGACCUGGCUUCUUUCGAAGCCUCCGGUAAAGAAAUCUGGCUGAUAAGGGCUCCUCGUAAAUUGGAUCUUAGUCAAAUCAAGACGCUCCCAGUGGAUUUCACCGGAGAAGGCAAAGCAACCUUGGAGAACAAAGGCCUGACUUUCGAGGUCCGUGAAAAUCUGCAAGAUGACGGUUCGGGGUUGUCUGUGCUGGUACCAGCCGACAAGCAUACUCUCGUUAGCGGAACAAGCGUCAAUCGCAUGUUCACGGUCAGUGAGACAGUUGAUCUUGAACAGAAGGCUCAAACUAGCAAAAGAAAGGCUUCAGACGACGAACUAGAGCCUGAGGUACCAGAGGAACACAAGAAGCAUAAGAAGGACAAAAAGGACAAAAAGGAAAAGAGGGAUAAGAAAGAGAGUAAAGACAAGAAGGAUAAGAAAGACAAAAAGGAGAAGAAGGAAAAGAAGCAUAAGCACAAAUGA